GAUGUUCUGACCCAUAGCCCAGCUGCGCUCGGUGCAGGAGGAGCUGGACAGCCUGGAGGAGGAGAAGGCCAGCGAGCUUUGGGAGGCGCAGGGGGAGCUGCGUGUAGCUCAGGAGGAGGUGCAGGAGCUCCAGCAGGCGGCGGAGGAGGCUGCAGCCGAGCGGGAAAAUGACAUCGCUCUGCUGCAGGAGGAGCUGUGCCGUCUGCGCGCCGAGCUGGAGCGUCUGCGCGGCACCACACAGGAGUACGAGCUGGAGCUGACCACGCUGAGGGCCGAGAUCAGCAUGAAGAGCCAAUGCAGGGAGGAGCGGGAGAAAGCCGCAGGUGAGGGUGAUGUGGACCAACUGAUGGAGGAGUGUCGCUCUUUGAAGGACGAGUGUCAGACGCUAAAAAAUGGCAACAAGCAGCUCUCUGAGAAACUUGAGAUGCUAGAACAGCAGAGAGCCAGCUCCAGUGACUCAUAUCUGAGCUUAACAACGGAACAGAACGAUGGAGAUGACACACAAAAUGACGGAGAAAAGGAGGAGAAGACCGAAGCUUACGUGAGCACGUUGGGGGUAGAACAAGGUGGAAAAUGGGUGGACGCCUAUACCCAGAAGAACAUCUCGUUUGAGGGGAAACCCGUCACCCCGACGGGCCGGAGUGGAGGAUUUUCUGAAGUGUUUUCUCUUAAAGACCAGCUGAAGCAAGCUGAGGAGAAAGCCUCACAGGUUCAGAGAGAGUGUGAGGGACUCAAAGGAGAGCUUCUUGAACUUCAGGGGCUUUACGAGUGCAGCCAGAGGGAGAGGGCGGGGCUGGAGGCGGAGCUGCAGCGCUGUAGGAUGGAGCUAGAUCGGUUGGGUGGAAGGAAGGCUCAGAUUGGGCUGGCUGUGCGGUGUGGGCAAGGAUCUUUAAAUGCCAAGAUGGCAACCUUGGCUCACCGUUCAUAUGCCGGAGGCUCGAAUCGAGCACAAGGAAUGGUUGUAAUAAUGGGCCUGAUAUGGUGCUGCUGGAUGGAGCUCUUGUCCUAAAGGGGGAAAGGAGAUUGAGGGAGACUGGAACCUGGUGAUGGUUGUUGCCGUGGCAGCAGCAGCAGUUCUACUCAUUCCCUGUUUGACCAGAGCCCUGGCCUGAGAGCUGGACAGGAAGUGACCUCAUCCACAACCAUCAGCUCAACCCAUGGUACACAAUCACCUAGACCACAUUUAACCACAGAUGGGAAUCGAAACCAUCAUGCACCAGUGUCAUAUGGAAACACAGUGACACGCUGCUUCCAAAUUUGACGCUUUUUGAUGUGCAUUGUAAUGCUGGUUGUUUGCUGUCUCAACUGCUUUGUUCUGCUUCUGUAGACAGUCAUAUUUGUUUCGACUAGCAGUGCUACAAUCACUGAUACCGUGGAGAAGAACUCCUGCUGAUUGGUCCAGCUCCCCGUUUCAUACGUUAUUUUCCGUCCUUAAUGGACAAUUGACCAUUUCAAUGGUCCUCCAGAAACUAUUUGCCUUAUUUUUACUUUUCAAUAGAAUGUUUGCACAUUUUACCUUUCUGUCUAUCAGAAAUUCUUUUGUGGACCCCAAAGGAUUACCGUUCCUUAGCAACGCUGGGAUGCAGAAAAUUGAUUUUCAAUUAGGUAGGAGCAUGCAGUACUUGUUUAACCUUCUUGGAUCUUCCCUGACAUUCUUAAUAAUUCUGUACUGUAUUAAAGUCACAAUUACUGUCAGUCAUUUGUGUUUAGGUGAAAAAACAACGUUCUUUAUACUUUUUAGGGCAUGUUUUCUUUCUUAAAUGUACAAGGCACUGUAUGCUAUCAAAGAUAAUUCUCACGUAAUGUAUACUGUGUGUUAUUUUUGUGUUUUGAAGAAAGCUAUUGUUUUUUGUGGUGAAAAGAAUCCAGAGUUUUAGAAAUUCAGGGGGACGAGGUGAGUUAAGAUUAUCCCAGCAGGUAAAGAUGCUCUUCACUUAUGACUUAUAUUUUUGUAUCUAAAUUGUUUAUUCCAAGAUGUUAAUGCCCGGUUUCACAGACAAGGAUUAAGGCUAAUCCCAGACUAAAAUGAAUGUUUGAGCAGUCUUAACUGAAAAUAACUCACCUUAAAACAACUUAAAGUAUAUCAGCGCCAUUGUUUUGUCUCAAGAUGCACACCAGUUAGGUUUUUUACUAGGGCAUUUUUAUAAAAGUAGUUUAAAUAUCUUAAUUUCACUAAGGGUUAGUCCGGGUUUAAACUAAACCCUGUCUGUGAAACCGGGCCUAUAUAUACGUAUAUAGAUUGAUUUUGUGCGUAUAGACUGAUAAAUGAUGCUAUAAAGCUUGGGGAUUAUUUUUGUACAAAGGUCGACUAAUGUAUACACUACUGUAGCUCUGAAAGCACAUGUAAUGAACUAGCACAGAUGUACCAUGAUUCCAUUGAUGCAAUGAUAUAAUCCAAGGUUUAUUUGCUCCUUUUUGCAUGUUUGCAAUGACUGAACACAUAUUAUGUAUCUACAGUAUAUGGUCUUUGCAUAAUGAUGCAAAUGAGCUUUUUCUCUUCUUGAAGUUCAAAGUAGGCAAGAUGUUACAGAAUGCCCAAAAUGUUGUGAAACAGUGGUUCUCAACUGGUGAGUCACGACCCAAAACUGGUUGCAGGUUUGUUUUGAUAGGAUCACAGCUGGGGAAAAUUAUUCUGAAUGCAGUAAAUCACAGAAUCAUUUAUACUGAGAACAACAAUAUAAAUGCAGUAAAUGUACAAAUUUCUGCUGUUGCUUAGCCUUUAAAGUAUUGUCUAAUUUCCUAUUCACGUUAUAUUACAUUUAUUCAUUAAACAUUUUGCAUGUUAGGCCUGUGUUGUUAUUAAAUUUAGUGUCAGUAUUAAUUUAAAAUUUAGUGUCAGUAUUUUGAUUCUCUGUUGGUUGUUAAAUCUCAAUGUUAAAUCUAAGUCCUGAUGCAAACCAUUUGAGAACCACUGUCAUAAAAUCAUGUUGAAAAGGAACUUUUGCUCACAAUGCAAUUCAAAUCUGUAGCAAACGAGAACAGCUAUAAAUACAAACCUACAUUCACCAAAAAAGUUAUGGUAUUGUAAAACAUGUCUUAAGUGAUGUAUCCUUAACUAAUGAUGUUUGACGAGACAUAUGUAGCUUUUUAUGUCAAAGGUCUCUGUAAUUUCCAGACACUUAUUUUUUGGAGUCUUUGUAUGGACUACAAGAUUACUUUCUUGUAUAAAAAUGAAUAUAACUCACAGAAUUCAUUUCUUGGUGAAUGAAUGAGACUUGAGGUACUGUUGUUCUAUCACGUUAAUAUCUAUUACUGUAUAAUCUUUACUGUAUGAAGACGAGUUGUCCUCACCUAGUGUUUUAGACGCUUUCAACAACACACAAAAAAUUCAAUCCUAGUAGAAAUAUUUGCUUCUAGACGGUUGACUAGCAUUGUGGCAGUGAACUGGUGCAUCUCUAUGUAGCAUGGUUUUCAGUCUCUCAGAUAUGGCGUUAGUUGCGCUGAGAUUCACUGUUUGGGUAUUUGCAGUAUCCAAAGUUUGUUCCAGUGCUGUUUUUAAUAUCCUGUUGAUAAAUGCAGAACUCAAUGGUAGCACAACUGAGUGUUCAAUGUAUCAAUGCUUAGACUUGUUUCUAUAAGGCAGUGCAUGCCUCACAGUGACUUCUUUGUCUUUAAAAUAAAAAUGUGGUAUUUGUCCUGCACUCUAUUAGGAGGUUUGUUACUGUUUUGUUUGGAAUGUUGCUUUUUACAUUAAUAUAGUAAUGUGAACUUAUAAUUGUACAUCAAAAGUAGCCGACUAAUGAUGAUGAAUAUAGUCAGAUAAAGAGCAUAUUUUAUGUUUUGGACGAGACGAACACAAGCUAUUUUUCAACACUCUUCGACUCAACACUUGUAAAUGAUGUAGUAUUUACAGACUGCAUAUGUGCAUGUCCGUUGCAGUAGAGAUUCUGCAUGCAGAGUGAUAGAAACCAGUGUUAGAUUUUAGCACAUGUAACAAUUGUGUACUAGAUCUACAGUAGCAUGAACUGUCCAAAUCUGCAACUCACCCGAAAUGGUUGUUAAAAUUCCAGUUUGUUCUGUUGCAAUGUGAAAUCUGUUUUGUGUUUAAGAUCUUUAAAGGCUGAUGUGAUUUGUGUUCUGUUGUCUUAUUAAGUCAGUAUUUGUUGUUGUAUUUUAUUAAGUCAGAGUUACUUUGUGGAUAAAACCAAUAUAACUUAAAAUUGGCCAUACUUUUUCCAAACCAGUCCAGUGUCUAUCAUCUGUUCAGUCUCACAGUUUGAGUUGUUUUGAGAAUGAUAUAUUUAGGACAUGUGUCAGUGGAGCUUUACUGGGAUCUGGAGAGUAAUAAAUGUAUGGAAGUGUUGAUGACGUUGUGGCACUGCUGCUGCUUGUGUGUACAGUAUGCGGUCGUGUAAUUGUAACUGUUCUGUACUGUGUCUUUGACAUGUUUAUAUGUUGUCCUGCCUUAACAGGCAUUUAUGUAAAAGAUAUAAUAAAGUUUCGAGUAUUUUGCUAAUCAUGUAUAUUUUGUAAAUGAACAGGCAACAAUAAAGUAGUUUAUCAAUAGCAUCCUGA
Messenger RNA from Triplophysa rosa, 4515 nucleotides. Its product is annotated as coiled-coil domain-containing protein 136-like. The transcript has 7 exons. Gene Ontology annotation, biological process: single fertilization; acrosome assembly. Lineage: Eukaryota; Metazoa; Chordata; Actinopteri; Cypriniformes; Nemacheilidae. Bases 284 to 1009 code for a protein of 241 amino acids. The record is from RefSeq and is a predicted model, not a curated record. Gene Ontology annotation, cellular component: acrosomal membrane.